This is a messenger RNA of Rosa chinensis, 3673 nucleotides long. RefSeq lists its product as uncharacterized. Gene Ontology annotation, molecular function: transposase activity; DNA binding. Lineage: Eukaryota; Viridiplantae; Streptophyta; Magnoliopsida; Rosales; Rosaceae. The transcript has 6 exons. Gene Ontology annotation, biological process: DNA transposition. Bases 138 to 2636 code for a protein of 832 amino acids. The record is from RefSeq and is a predicted model, not a curated record.
AUAUGAUAUACCGUACUCUCUCUCUCUCUCUCAGCCAAAAGAUUUUCACGCUCUCUCUGUGUCUCUCUCUCUCUCUCCUCUCAGUCUCUAUGUUGAUCAGAUUUCAAGCCACAAAGCAAAACCUUUGAAAAGUAUUGAUGGAAAAUCAACCAAGUACCUGGAGGUAUUUUCGAAUUGAUGGAGAGCCACCCACCUACAAAGAUGAUUCUUUCACAUUAGAGAUUCACCACGGCGGUAGAUUUUUUAAGUUGGGCAAUGGCAGUCGACAUUAUAGAGGAGGAGAAGUGGUCUGGAUUGACAGAAAUGAUCCAGACACCACAUCAUGGCCAUGCCUCAAUUGCAUGGCAGAAGACUUGGGCUACAGAGAGCCCCCAAUGACGUAUUGGUUCAAGAUUCCUGGAAGUAAAGAUGGUGAAGACUUUCUGCCAAUUAGGGAUGAAAAAGAAGUUAAACAAAUGUUGGCAUUUGUUCAAUGUUCCAGGGUGCUGCAAUUAUAUAUUGUAGGUGGAGGGGUGAGAAAAAAAAAAGAAGCAGAACUUGAAGAUGAACCUGGGAAUAAAGCUGCACCUAUUUGUCAUGACAAGUACAUUGGGAAUGUGAUUGAAGACAUAGUAGAGGAGGAUGGUAUGAGUAGUCAUGGGGUAAAAGAUAAAGGAAAAAGAACUAAGGCUGGUGAGAAAAGAAAGACAUUUAAGAAGGGAAAGAGUAGCGGUUUGAACGACAACUCCAACCAUUUUGCAAAGGUGGCUAUGAACAAUGAUGUUGAGGUUACAAGUACUAGAGGUACUGCAAAGUCACCUAGGUUGAAGCAGAAAGCAAGGAGAAUUAAGAAGAAAGAGGUGGAAAGGAAAUAUGACACAAGGUUUAAAGGAGAGUUCAACUAUGAUAUUGAUGAGUUUCAAGCUGAUGGUGAAUCUUCUGAUAGUGAUGAUCCCACAUAUGAAGAAAUUAUAGAUAGUGACUAUGAGCUCCAUGAUGAGGAUGAUGAAGUGUUGUUCAGGGCAAAUGUUGAUGUUAGUGGUGUUAAUGUUGGUGAAUGGGAUGAAAUGGGCUAUGAAGGAAUUAUAUCAAAUGGUGAGGGUGAGGAUUCUGAGAAGUUUGAAAGCGGGGAAUCAUCAUCAUCUAGUGAAGAUGAAGUAAACUUAGAUGCGCAAGGUCAAAGGAGGAAGAAAAAAAAAUUUACUAAUUUUAGGGAAUGGAACCAUGAAAGAGAUUUGAAGAACCCACACUUCGAACUUGGCAUGAAAUUUCCAAGUCCAGAGGUAUUCAAGGAUGCAGUGAGAAUGUUCUCUGUGUUAACAAAAAAAGAGCUCAGAUUUGAUCCCAAUGACAGAAAAAGGGUGAAUGCUUUCUGCAAGACAACACCAGGUUGUCCUUUCAGAAUUUAUGCAUCACAAGUAGAUAAAGCCUCACCAACAAUGGAAAUUAGAAUAUUGCAGAUGGAGCAUCGUUGUAGUGGAUUGUCAAAAAAAGUGUAUCAUUGCAAUGCUCCUUUCAUUGCAAAAGGUUAUGUAGAUCAGAUUAUAGCUGAUAGAAACUGGUCUAGAGAGGGGAUGCAAGCUGCUGUUGGUAGAGACUAUGCGAUGAGUAUAGGGUAUCAGAUGUGUUUUAGGGCAAAGAAAAGGGCUCUCAAACUUGCAGAGGGGACUGUUGAAGACCAAUAUAACCUGCUAGAAACAUAUGCUGAUGUUAUUAAAAAGGCAAAUGAUAAUACAUCAGUAUGGAUUGAAGGAGAUGAUGAGGGUGAGAGCAGAAGAUUUAAGAGGAUGUACAUAUGUUAUGGUGCUCUGAAAAAGGGUUGGAUAGAUGGAUGUAGGCCAAUUAUAGGUCUAGAUGGGUGUCAUUUAAAGACUGUGUAUAAAGGUAUACUUUUAACAGCUGUAGGAAUUGAUGGCAAUAAUGGUAUGUAUCCGAUUGCCUUUGCCAUUGUUGAGAAGGAAAACAAAGAAGCAUGGACAUGGUUUGUGGAGUUCUUGAAGCAAGACUUGGAGCUGAACAAUGGCUACUCAUAUACAUUCAUCAGCGACAAGCAAAAAGGGUUGUUAGAUGCUGUGAAGGAUGUAAUGCCUAAUGCGGAGCAUAGACAUUGUGCAAGACAUUUGUAUAAUAACUUUAAGGGUGAAGGACAUAUCGGCACUGAAUUGAGAGAUCUUUUUUGGAGUACAGCAAGAUCAACAACCAAGACAUGGUUUUUGAAGAACAUGGAUAGCAUAUGUGAAAAGUCACCUAGUGCAUGGAAUUGGUUGAGAGAGAGACCGGCUGAACAUUGGAGCAGGUCUCACUUUAGGAUUGAGCACAAGUGUGACAUUUUAUUAAACAACCAUUGUGAAGCCUUCAACUCGAAGUUACUUGAAGCUAGGAAAAUGCCUAUUUUAGGGUUUUGGGAAGAACUAAGGCUGAACUUGAUGAAAAGGUUGGCUAAUAGGAGAUGUGCAGGUUUAAGGUGGAAGUGCAAAGUUGGUCCACGGAUUGAAAAACUGUUAAAGAAAAAUGCAGAAAGAAGUCAUGAUUAUAGUCCUGAGGAGUCAUCAAACAAGAGAUUUCAGGUGAAAGGGAGAGGGGUUACUUGUGCUUCUGGUGUGAAUUCCCUACAUGAUGUGAACCUUGCUGCAAGGACAUGCACAUGUCGGAGGUGAGAUCUUUGUGGAUUGCCCUGUCCACAUGCAAUAGCAUGCAUUUUCUCAAAAGGUUACAAUCCUGAAGACUUUGUUGAUGAGUGUUAUUCUCAAAAAAAGUACAUGGAAGCUUAUGAACCGGCUAUCAACCCAAUUCCAAGAGUUGCUGAAUGGGAAGUGAUUAACAAGCCCAUCAUGCCUCCGAGAUAUACUAGGGGACCUGGCAGACCAAAAAUGUCAAGAAAUAAAGAACCAGGUGAGAUGCCACCAGCUGCUGGAACAACUAAAUUACCCAAGAUAUAUUACAGUAAGAUUAGUUGUGGAAAAUGUCACAAGCAAGGGCAUAACACGAGGACUUGUGAUAGGCGCAAUCAACAAGGAAGUACCUCUCAAGCUAGUUCUACUAUGCAACAAGGCGAUGCAAAUGAAAAAGGUUCUCAAAAUGUUCAGCAAGAUGGCGAUGCAAAUGAUGAACAUAGAAUGCAGAAUGCUCAGCAAUGUGGCAAUUCUAAUGGACAUAGUUCUCAAAAUGUUCAUGAUGAGGAGCAUCAUGAGAUUCCAUCUCAACAAUCACUUGCGAAAGCACCUUUUAUUUCAUCGCAACCACUUCCAUCACCUCUAAAUUUCUCACAAGAAAUUCCUCCAGUUCAAAGAAGUUCUCAACCUAUUGGAUCAUUCUUAGCUUCCUUCUCUAUGAUGUACACUGAUCCUGUAACAAGGAGGCCAAAGAAGCAAGUUGCAUUCAGAAAUCCUAAGAAUUCUAUGUCAACUGAGAAUGCAAGCAAGCCUAUUUGGAGACCUUAAAAGUGUUGUUUUUUUUUUUUUUUUUUUCCAUAAACUGUGUCUUCAAGUUCUUUGAUCAAAAUAGGGCAUUUUGUGAUAACUCUUUGAACAAUUAGGAUUGAAUAUUUUCUGAAAAUUUGACGGGUCAUUUUGGUAUAGUAGUGUUUUAUUUUAGUAUGGUAUGGAAUGCUUAUGUAAUUUGUAGUUGGGAUACAUAGUUUUGAACUAUGUUAGCUUUACUGUUAUUCUAAGCAUUUACGUGACCAUUAUUCAUG